Saccostrea echinata is the source of this 667-nucleotide messenger RNA. Its product is annotated as transcription elongation factor A N-terminal and central domain-containing protein 2-like. The record is from RefSeq and is a predicted model, not a curated record. Gene Ontology annotation, cellular component: nucleus. Gene Ontology annotation, biological process: DNA-templated transcription. The transcript has 4 exons. The coding region runs from base 21 to 662 and encodes 213 amino acids. NCBI's taxonomy places the organism in Eukaryota, Metazoa, Mollusca, Bivalvia, Ostreida, Ostreidae.
CCGGUGUAAACAACUUCGCGAUGGACAAAUUCGUUGUGAGGAAAAAAAGAGACAACACAGUUGAUAAACCUUCAGGACAAGAGAAAAGGGGCCUGAAACAAACAACAAUUGAUUCUUUAAAGGGAGUAGUAGUUGUUGAAGAGAUCAAGAGAGCCAAGGCCAUUUUAAAGCAGCCAACCACAACAGUAAAUCAGAUGAUAGAGUGCUUAUUAGGUCUUGAGAAGAAGAUACCAUCAAGAAAGGUGUUAAUGGAGACCAAAAUAGGAAAUGUGAUUAAUAAGUUGAGAAAACAUGAAAAUGAAGAAGUACGCCAACAUGCAAGGCAAGUGUAUGUCAAAUGGAAGACUCACUUUGUGGAGCACCGAGACAGACCUCAAAUAGAGGUGCAGUGUGAUCUCAGGACAGAGAAAACUCGGAAAGCUGGAAGAAAGUUCAUAUCAGAAGCAUUAGAGCUGCAAGCUGAAGGGGGGCUGCCAGAAAUCAUUGAAAGAGAGGUGUUCUUUAUGAACAACAGAUUUCUUAGUGGUCAGUACAAAAAGACUAUGAGGAAUAUUUGGUUCAAACUUAAGAAUGACCAAGCAAUUAAGGAUCAAGUGUUGAAUUCAUCACUGACUGUGAAGGAACUUAUUCAAAUUAGCACACCAGGAGGAAUUCCAUCUUGACCCCC